Molecule: messenger RNA, 1514 nt
Organism: Heterobasidion irregulare TC 32-1
Lineage: Eukaryota; Fungi; Basidiomycota; Agaricomycetes; Russulales; Bondarzewiaceae
Exons: 6
Coding region: 302-1306 (334 amino acids)
Source: RefSeq, a predicted model, not a curated record
CCCUGAGAUGCUAGCAGCCCCGCCUCUAUCGCAGAGAAAGAGACUAUUGCGGACACAGGCACGGGUCCACCCCCGACUCGAUCCACCUUGAGUGUCCGGGAUUCAGGAAGUGGCGCUCACAUCAUAAUUCUCUGACUCUUACAGAAGGUGGAUCUGAGAUCGUCGGGUGUCAAGCUGUGAUUUGCUGGACGUCUCGUGUAUAAAAGUCGGUGCAACACAAUGUCCAGCACUACACUUCCAUCCUCCUUUCGACUGCACCCGCUCUUCUUUGCUGAUUAUACACAUCUUCAUUGCUGCGACAAUGCCUGCUAUCACCAGCCAGUUCUAUCUUCCGGAUCUUCUCGCUCUCUCUACGCCAUUCAAGGGGUCAACCAACCCUCACUAUAAGCGGGGCGCCGCCGAAUCAAGGGCUUGGAUCAACUCUUUCAAUGUCUUCACCGACAGGAAGCGUGCCUUCUUCAUCCAAGGCUGCAACGAACUCCUCGUUUCGCACACUUAUCCACAUGCUGGCUACGAUGAAUUCCGCACAUGCUGCGAUUUUAUCAAUCUUCUAUUUGUCGUCGACGAAAUCAGCGACGAACAGAACGGCGCAGACGCGCGGCGCACGGGCGAGGUCUACCUCAAUGUCAUGCGCGACCCCGAAUGGGAUGACGGUUCAAAACUGGCUCAGAUAACGCGAGAAUUCCGCGCACGCCUUUUCCGUUCAUCAGGCCCCAACUCCUUUCGUCGAUUCUUGAAGCAUAGCGAAGAUUAUAUUGACUGUGUGGCGAAGGAGGCAGAGUACCGUGAACGUGGCGAAGUUCUCGAUGAAGAGUCUUACAAACAUUUGCGUCGGGAGAACAGUGCAAUCCGCCUGUGCUUCGGUCUUUUCGAAUAUACGCUCGGCAUCGACCUCCCCGAUGAGGUCUUCGAAGAUCCGAAUUUCAUGAACCUUUACUGGGCAGCCGCAGACAUGGUCUGCUGUUCGAAUGACGUCUACUCUUACAACAUGGAGCAGGCCAUGGGUCACACCGGAAACAACAUCGUCACCGUCCUCAUGAACUCUCGGGGCUUCGACCUGCAGGGCGCUAGCGACUACAUCGGAGAAUAUUACAAGGGCUUGAUGGAACGCUACCUCACAGACAGGAGCCGUUUGCCGUCAUUCGGCGCAGCAGUCGAUGCUGACGUCGCGCUCUAUGUCCGAGCUUUGCAAAACUGGCCCAUCGGGAACUUGGAGUGGAGUUUCGAAACCAAUCGUUACUUCGGUCCUCGGCACGAUGAUGUCAAGCGCACGCGCCUAGUCACUCUCAAGCCGUGCAAAGCCUAAUUUGUGAACACCGUUGUCUCAAAGAUUUCUCUGCCUCUAUCAUCUUUCACCUUACCUUUCUGCGCUUAAUGUCCUCUAUAAUUACAUUUUUCGUGGGUUAGUCGAGGGGCACUUAAUUAAUCAAGAUGUAUCGAUAAUAGGUUUAACACCGUGCAGUUCGUAAACAUAUUGUAAAGACUUCAUCGCUUCAAUGUUUCCUUUUCCUUUC